AUGUGCAGGAAGAUAAGGCAAACUUUAAAGAAUCUUAUGCAUGAAAUCCCAUCAUUUCAGGCGGAACUGUCGUGGAAAACUUGUAAUAAUUCAUGGAAUACGGAAUUAUGUACGAGUAAUUUAAAUGAAACAUUAAACAAGGAAGGGGAAAGACUUAAUACACCUUCAGAGGAAUAUUUUUUAUACAAUGUACUUGAAAUUCAACAUUCAACUGGGUUGGAUGGACUUGGUGGAGUGAAGCCAUUACUAGCGAUUUGUUUAAUUAUUGUUUUUCUUCUCAUAUAUUUCGCAAUAUGGAAGGGCGUAAAAAGUGUCGGAAAGGUCGUUUGGGUGACUUCAAUCGCACCUUAUAUAAUUCUUACUGUGCUUUUAAUUCGAGGCAUUACAUUACCUGGCGCAUCUACUGGUAUAUAUUAUUAUAUAAUUCCUGAUUUUGAAAAACUUCUGGAUCCAAAUGUCUGGACAGCUGCGGCCGCACAAAUAUUUUUCUCCCUCGGAUCCGGUCUGGGUGUCAUAAUAGCACUUAGCAGCUACAAUGAUUUUAAUAAUAAUUGCUACCGUGAUGCUUUAUCAACAUGUGCAAUCAAUUGUGGCACAUCAUUUUUCGCAGGAUUCGUAAUUUUCUCAACCCUUGGAUAUAUGUCAAAGCUAACUAAACGCCCAAUACAUGAAGUAGUUAGUGAUCAAGGAGCAAAUCUUAUAUUUGCUGUCUAUCCUCAAGCUAUUGCAACAAUGCCUUUUUCAAAUAUAUGGUCAUUCAUAUUUUUUUCAAUGCUUAUCUUUCUCGGAAUUGAUAGCACGUUUAGUGGGAUCGAAGCAAUUAUAACAGCAUUUUGUGACGAAUAUCCAAAGCUUUUAGCGAGCCAUCGCAAAAUAUUUGUUGCUUUUGUUCUUUUCAUUUAUUACGUUGGCAGUUUACCAUCAAUUACAUAUGGUGGUUCAUACGUGAUACUUUUUCUCGACGAAUAUGGUGUUUCACUAUCGUUAAUGUUUAUCGUUAUAUGUGAAACGGUCGCAGUUUUCUGGUUUUAUGGUGUAGAAAGGUUCAGUCAAGAUAUUCAUCAGAUGCUUGGUUUUUCUCCAGGAUUAUAUUGGCGAAUUUGCUGGUUAUGCUGCCCUAUACUUAUGACUAGCAUUUUUGUCCUUACUGCUUCUAAUAUAUCAAUGGAACCACUUAAAACGCUGAAUUAUGUGUAUCCUCAAUGGUCAAUUGAAGUUGGUUGGAUUUUACGUAUUUCUUCUAUCCUACCUGUUCCAGUCUUCGCUAUAUACUUUAUGUCUCAGUUGAAAGGGACCAUAUUUCAGGUACCAUUUUCUCUGUUUCAGAAUGGCAAAAAAUUUAUACGUUUAAAGAAAUAUGUCGAUAAUUAA
Molecule: messenger RNA, 1371 nt
Organism: Dracunculus medinensis (Guinea worm)
Lineage: Eukaryota; Metazoa; Nematoda; Chromadorea; Rhabditida; Dracunculidae
Source: the annotation of a GenBank genome assembly